AUGAUGAAACCAUACCCCAACCUCUUCUCUGUCUCGGGACAAAUUCUAAGACUCUGGGAUGAUUUAGGAACUGCAGAGGAGGAACAAGAAAGAGGAGAUGUAGCAUCAAGCAUAGAAUGUUAUGCGAAGGAGAAAGGUUUUUCUAGUGAAAAAGAAGCAAGAGAACACAUAAGGAAUCUCAUUAGCAGUUCAUGGUUAGAGCUCAACAGUGAAUUGGUGGCUCCAACGACUGAAUUGCCUCUAUCAAUCAUCCAGGCAUCCUUGAAUCUUGCGAGAACUGCCCAAGUUAUGUACCAGCAUGGAGAUGAUGAAAAUGCUUCUACUGUUGCUGAUAAUGUACAAGCAUUGAUCUUUAGACCCAUUAGCUGA
Molecule: messenger RNA, 369 nt
Organism: Dovyalis caffra
Lineage: Eukaryota; Viridiplantae; Streptophyta; Magnoliopsida; Malpighiales; Salicaceae
Source: the annotation of a GenBank genome assembly